AUGCUGUGCCUUCCUCGUCCUGUCGUCCUCGCAUCGGUGCUCGAUUUCGGCCUCAUCUUGCGCACGCGCUCGAAAACGUCGUCGGGACUCGAUGAAAUCCGUGUACAGCUUCGAUCCGGUCAGGCCAGUCUUAUCGCUCCAGUAUCCAGUAUUCCCAGUGACACAUUCACGAGUCGCAAUUAUGAGUCGACUGGCUUGAACUAUGCGAUUCGAUUUUCCAGGGUAGGAUCGAGGUCACGUUCCGAGGAUCAUGGCCUAAGUUCGCGUUUGUCUCAGAUCUUGCAGGGCAUUCGGUAUGCCGGGCAGUUGUAG
Aspergillus heteromorphus CBS 117.55 is the source of this 312-nucleotide messenger RNA. RefSeq lists its product as uncharacterized. The record is from RefSeq and is a predicted model, not a curated record. Lineage: Eukaryota; Fungi; Ascomycota; Eurotiomycetes; Eurotiales; Aspergillaceae. The transcript has a single exon. The coding region runs from base 1 to 312 and encodes 103 amino acids.